AUGUCACUUGUUAAACAGAACUUUGCGAGCUCUUGUGAAGAAGCCAUCAAUCAACAAAUCAAUACCGAGUUGCAGGCAUCGCAAGUCUAUCUGUCCAUGGCGGCAUGGGCCGGCAGCAGCAACGUAGCGUUACCUGGAUUUCAAAAGAUGUGGUUAGAAUCAGCAACAGAAGAACGCACUCACGCUCAAUGGCUCAUUGAUUAUCAAAAUAUGCGCGGUGGACGCGUGGUUUUACAAACGUUGUAUGCUCCCGAAAGCGACUGGAAGUCGGCCAAGAAUGCAGUUGAAGCAGCCCUACAGUUGGAAAAAGACGUGAACAAAUCGUUAUUGAAUAUGUUCAAGAUCGCAGAAGAGAAUAACGAUCCUCAGUUGGCCGAUUUCAUCUCCAGUAAAUUCUUGACCGAACAAGUGCAAGCCAUCAAGACAUUGGGUGACAUGGUUACGCAAAUCAGCCGGGUCGGAUCUGAUGGAUUGGGUCUCCAUUUGUAUGAUCAGUCAUUACUGGCGGGGGGUUCCGGCGCCGGCAAUAGAAAUAUUUAG
Radiomyces spectabilis is the source of this 540-nucleotide messenger RNA. Its product is annotated as ferritin-like superfamily. The transcript has 3 exons. Lineage: Eukaryota; Fungi; Mucoromycota; Mucoromycetes; Mucorales; Radiomycetaceae. The record is from RefSeq and is a predicted model, not a curated record. Gene Ontology annotation, cellular component: cytoplasm. The coding region runs from base 1 to 540 and encodes 179 amino acids. Gene Ontology annotation, molecular function: ferrous iron binding; ferric iron binding. Gene Ontology annotation, biological process: iron ion transport; intracellular iron ion homeostasis.